Molecule: messenger RNA, 762 nt
Organism: Protopolystoma xenopodis
Lineage: Eukaryota; Metazoa; Platyhelminthes; Monogenea; Polystomatidea; Polystomatidae
Source: the annotation of a GenBank genome assembly
AUGAAGCGCCAAUUACUGAUUGCCGGUCUGAUAAUUCUCCUCGGCCUGGCUGGUGAGCUGACUGGCCGACUACUCGAGACGGUGAGCAUGUACGAGAACAGCCCGUUGGGCAGUGUUCUGCUUGACAUGGACGCUGCUCUUGUACGCCAAGGUUACCCUGCGCCAGGCGAGAAUGCAAGUAUCUAUGCGGCCCAACAGGAAGCCUUCUGGCCCUUCACGGUCUCCAACUACCAGAUCAUGCUUGCUCGGCCGCUCGACAGGGAGGCCAUCUGCCAACGCCAGCACCUCUCAGAGACACGACCCCACCUCUUGGCGAGUGACAUCUCGGCAUCGGCAGCCGCAAGCAGCCUCUUUCGAGUGGCCACAGGCAACCAGGCCAGGGAGUCCGAGGCUGAACUGGGCCAACCAGAGGAGUCACGAUGUCCUCCGGGCGCCUGUUGCCAACUGCUGCAUGUCAAUGUGGAGCACCGACAAACGGAGUUGCCACGCGCCUACUUCAUUCGAGUGGCGGUGCUUGACGAGAAUGACAAUGCUCCUCGCUUCCCCUCGGUUGACAAUCCAUUCGCCUUGGUCCCUGAAGAUGUGCCUAUCGGCUGGAGACUUGAUCUGCCAGUUGCAUUCGAUCCUGAUAGUCGGCAAUUCAGUAUCGCCCAGUACCGUGUGGAUUCUUGGACUCAGGGCAAUGCGUCACAUUUUCGUCUGGUAAUAGCCGACGCUCAGCCUGACAUCAACACAGGUCUCACAAAAAGUGAGUAUCCUUAG